UAUUUAACUUAUUUAGUGAGGUCGUUAUUGAGCGUUAAAGUUUACAGGACAAUGUAUAAUAAAGCGUCUGGAUAUCAGUCUCUACCGCAACGAGAUUUGCUCACUGCCAAACCGGGGUUGUUCGUGGCGACAGAAAGCUUCGUCCAAUCUCCAUUCCACCAUCAUAAAGGACAUUCGUUUGACUACAUCCCCAAUGUUAGAGACAACGACUACAGUGACUCCACUCAGGGAUGGCUGUCCUGGAUCUGCAAUGUUAUUGUCUGCUUCAUGGUCUAUGUCUGCACCUUCAUAACCUUCCCCAUAUCAGGCUGGUUCGGAAUAUCUGUCCUCCAGGUUGUCCCUAACUACCAGCGCAUCGUAGUGUUUCGUCUGGGCAGAGUACGUCCUCCUAAAGGGCCAGGGGUGGUGUUGCUUCUGCCUCUUAUUGACCAAUGGCAGAGAGUUGACCUACGAACCCGGGCCUUCAACAUCCCUCCAUGCCAGGUUACUACCAGGGACGGAGGUGUGGUGUCUGUAGGGGCAGAUAUUCAGUUCCGUAUCUGGAGCCCGGUGAUGUCAGUCGUGUCGGUUCAGGAUCUUAACGCCUCCACACGCCUCACUGCCCACAACGCCAUGACAACCAGCCUGGGCAGGAAGAGCGUCAGGGAGAUUCAGACCGAGAGAAUCAAGCUGGGAGAAUACCUUGGGGUGAGGCAGCAGCACACAUCAUAUUACUGAACAAAAAUAUCAACU
Molecule: messenger RNA, 732 nt
Organism: Oncorhynchus nerka (sockeye salmon)
Lineage: Eukaryota; Metazoa; Chordata; Actinopteri; Salmoniformes; Salmonidae
Product: stomatin-like protein 1
Exons: 4
Coding region: 52-717 (221 amino acids)
Cellular component (GO): plasma membrane
Source: RefSeq, a predicted model, not a curated record